AUGGGGAUUAUCUACAGGGUGGCCCGUAAGUCCCUACCCAUGCAUAUAUGUUAUGUAUCCAAUGUAUCUGUGUGCUGGAUGGGUCGGGACUUAUGGGCCACCCUGUAUGAAAGCGUUCUGAUCUAAAAACUGGUUCAAAGUCCUAAAAGUGAGGCAAUCACCACGGAAACGAGUGAAUUCAGCAGGAACGUUCCAUUGGCGAUGCCUCACCGUUUUCAAUUUUAUUUGCUCUACUUCUUAGAACCGAACACUUUCAUAAAUCUUCCCCUGUGUUUCAGUUUCAAUUCUUCCGAUCCAACGUGUGCCCUGACCGUGCCAGGACUGAACUGGAUUGUGAUGCCAAUUGCUAAAUCUUUAAUAUAAACUUUUUUAAAAACGAAGCAACGCACCAAUAAAUAAAUAAAUAAACAAGGUUUUAAAACAACAAGUUAUAGGCGAUUUUCAAGGUUUUAUUGAAUAGCGUAAUUUACAGAUAAAUUAUAUUUUAAGAUAUUUACCCGCUUACCCUGCCCCAGGCAUGUGAUGUAAAACUACAUUAUAAUAAAUACCACUUGAUAUAUCUAAAAUAAUUCACUGUCAGCUUUGCAAAAAUAAAUAAAUAAAUAAAUAAAAUGUAUUAAUGGGGAAAAAAAGUGUAAUUUUUUUUUUUAUUACAUCAAAAUAUAACAAGCAGAUGGUGAAAGGGGUGCUAGGUUAAAAUAACAGAUCUCUGUAUAUUGUUGGGGAAUCAGCUGCUAGGCAGUUUAACAGGUAGACAUUUAGAUAAAAAAAUAAUAAAGACCCUGACAGCCUUGUAACUGCUGCAAUUGCACAGCUGGCAAAAAAGAACCACAACUCCCGGCGUCCCCCGCGCGCUAAAACACCAAGAUAACGUAUGGUGACGCGCGGCGCGGAGCAUGCCGGGAUUAGUAGUUUGUAGGACGAGGGGGGACGCGUUUGCUUGCUUGUGCCGGCAGGUGGAGCAGCUAGGCUGCAGAGACCCGGAAAUAGAGGAGGAGGAGGAAGCCGGGAGGGGGGAGAGGAACCGGCAGCGCCUGGACCCGUCCUGGGAGUCUUAAUAAAGGUAUUUAUUGAGGGAUAUUAUUCACCCAAUGUACCAGACACAGGGAGCUGGGAUGGCCUCACUGGCAGGGAACAGGUUAACCUCCUCCUCCCCCUCUGCAUGUCAGACCCCCCUCCUCCCAAUAUCACAUGUGCCCCUGUGUACCCCCUGAUAUGCAGCUCUCCCCUGUGUCCCCCCAAUGUCCCCAUGCACCCUCCUGCAGUCACCAUAUUAACCUUCUGCACUCCAUCUAAGUGACCCCUAAUAUCAGCACACCCCCCUCUCUGCCCAUCAGUGAGACCCCUUUUUAAUUUUAUUGACCCCCCCCCCCUUAUUUCCAUUUAACCCCUCUUUAGAACCCCCUUGUUAUUUUCUGUUGCUGCUCUGGGUAACCCCAGUUAUAUAUAUCCAGCCCCCCUGUGAUGUCCUUUUUGACAUUUUCUUAUUGAUCAAUCCUUUUAUGUUUCUUUGGUAAAUUGGCCAGACACUCUUUAUUUUCCUCAUUGCCUAUGGCGAACCCCUUCAUGUUGCCAGAGUCCCAUAUAUUCUUCCCGAGAAGUGCUUUUAAUUUGCCAAGACCCCCUUAAUGUGCAAUAGCCCACCAAUGAGACCCCAUCAUUUUGCAAAAGUUCACAAGUGAUAGCCAUUAUUUUCCUCCAGCCUCUCUCUUUCAAUAGCAAAAGGUCCCAUAUUUUGCUUCAGUCUAGCAUGAUGUCUACACUCACUCUUCUCCCCCCUAUAUGUGUCAUGUUUAGCCUCAUUUAUUAAGCUAUUAAGUAAAGUGUAGAAGCAAGAAUUCAAAGGGAUUUUAGAUCUAAACAAUACAAUUGGAAAAAUAAUUUUCUGUUUAUCUUCAUCAACUUUUUUGAAUUGAAAUAAUCGGAAAAAGUUCAGAUUCAUGUAUUUUCUGUUCCUCACAUGGUAGGAUAUUCUAUGUGAUUUCUGUGAGAAGAGCUGCAUGUAGAGUUAUUUACUAAUGUGAAUUUCACAUUUACUAUCAGUUAAGUGGUCUAGGUGCAGUGUCCUUGUCCCCUUAAAAGGAAACUAUAGUGCCAGGAAAACAAACUUGUUUUCCUGGCACUAUAGCUUCUUCUGUCAAGGAACCCCUCCCCCAGGGUGCAGAAGGAGGUCCUGUUCCAACGUUCUUUGGCUCUGGCUCGGGUCCGCCUUCUAUAAAAACUGCAAUAACUACCUGCUCAGGGCUAAAGGGUAGGCACCCAGACCACUUCAGCUCAUUGAAGUGGUCUGGGUGCCAUGUCUCUUUUGCACUUAGUGCUGCAAUGUUAAACAUUGCAGUUCCAGAGAACUGCAAUGUUUACAUUGCAGCUCUAAGUCUGCCCUCAGUGGCUGUCUAUCAGACAGCCACUGGGGGUGCUUCCGGAAUAGUAACGGACUUUCGGACCAUUAUCUGACUCUGGACGCUGUGCAUGAGGACCUCCAGCGUCAGAUUUUUCCCCAUAGGAUUUUUCCCCAUAGGAAAAUCAGACCCCGCUCAUUGCGGGACGAAAGAAGAGGUGGCAGAGCUUUGACCCAUCACCGAGGGACAUCGGCACUGGGAUAAGGUAAGUAAAUAAAGUGUUUUAAACCCUUUAUUUACGAGGUAGGAGACGAGGCAGAGGGAUCGGUAGUGCCAGGAAUACAGCUUUGGAUUCCUGGUACUACAUUAUCCCUUUAAGGGACCUGGGACACUGCACCCAGACCACUUCAAUGAGCUGAAGUGGUCUUGGUGCAUAUAGUGUCCCUUUAACCAUACAAUGUAAAACAUUGCAGUUUUUGAGAAACCACAAUAUUUCCAUUGCAGGGUUUACUCAUUCUCUAGUGGUUGUCAUACAAACAGCCACUAGAGGCGCUUACGCGACACAGACCAAGUAAAACCCGUUCUGGUUAUGCAGAAGUCCCUUAGUAAAGCAUUGACUCAUUGAUUUUCUAUGGAGACUUUUGAAGGCUCACAUGGUACUGCCGCACAUGCACAUUAGGUCUCCAGUCCGCCACUAUAAGGAGUAUUGGAUCAGACCUUCAGGGAGGAGGCAGGGCCUCAUCCAUGACAUGGGUCGGUGAGGGGAGGUUAAUAGCGCCGAGGUAGCCUUGGCACUAGAAUAAGUUAAGUAAAACGUCAUUUUUACAGGUGUGUUUUUUUUGUUUUUGUUUUUUUUUGCCUGUGGGAGGAGGGGAUGCUAUAGGGUUGGGAAUAAAGAUUUGUAUUCCUAACACUAAAGUGUUCCUUUAAGACCAGAUUAGUUUAACUGAACGCAUAGCUUUUUCCCCCCCCAAUUGGUCUAUUUUGACCUUAAAUUUGAAAUUCACUAUGAAUUCUCUCUAGUAAAUAACUCUGUAUAUCUCUCCCUGUCUGUCCACUACAUGUAAAGUAUUGGCAGUAUGAAUGUAUGUGUGUCUCUCAUCCAGCCCCUGUGCAUCUCAGAGUUUUACUAAAGCAGUGUUUUAUGCUACUUAAGCUAAUAAUGGUUUAAAACCCAUAAAAUUAAAUCGAAGCAUUUACUGUCAUUAACCGCAUUGUUAUCAAGUUCAUUCUGGAUUGGGGAAAAACAAAGCUUAAAAUGUAUGCGUAUGCAUGAAAACAUAGGUGAUGCAUGCAAAAUACAUCAUUCAACAUAUACAGUAGGUGGAAAAUAAAAUGUUUAUAAAAAUAGCAAAUUACACUGUUCAGGGAUAAUUGUGACGAUUCUGCUGGUCCUUUUGGGACUGUAAAUCCCUGAAACACCUGCAGAAUGUAAGUUUUAUUAUUGUAAAUGGGCUUAGUAUAGCCACACUAGAUAAGGCAUAAAAUGUUAAUGCAUGCUUGAAGACCUCCAACAACAAGAUUAUCCCCUGCACAUAUACAGUGUAAGAAGUGAAGGGGUUAAGAAUAGGGUGCAAGAAGUUCUCUUUUCCCUUCUCUCUUAUUUAUAUUCAUCAGUGCCAAGAUAUGGGGGAAAACCCAAAACGGACCCAAAACAUGCAACAAAUAAAAACUGCACAACUCACAUACUCCGGAUGUAAUACAGGUUUAGCUUACCCAGCCUCUUACAAGAUGCAUAACUCCUAUGUAACUUGUACAGACUCUGACAUAGCUUUCUAAUUAUCCAGCCUAUUAGACUGUGGAAUGGGGGCACAGUUUGGCAAAAUAUUUAGUUUAAAGUAGCCUAUUCAAAACAAGUCAGCAGCUCAGCCAUAGUUGCAGCUAAAUAUUGCCCUUGGAUUUUAAGAUCCUUUUGAUUUAGGAGUUCAGGGUAUAACCCUGAAAAUAUACAUGCAGUAUAAACCAAUUGAUUGCCAGAAUGUGCCCAAAACAUUUUACAACUAUGUUAAAUUUAUAGAGCUUUUGAAUCAAUCUGAUUUGUGCGUGCUCUAUAUACAUCUUCAUUUAACUAUUUUUUGUCUUUGUUUGUGGCAAGUCUUUUAACCGUUUCUGUUUCAGAAAAGUGGGUGGGACGAGGUGCUUCUAAAAAUCAAUAAUUCUUUCCUUAAGGUCUCUUUAAUCACGCUGUGUACAAACCUUGGCCUUUCUAUUCAUAUAGCCUGUAAUAAUAUCAUCUUAUUAGGCAAGCACACCUUGGUUGUUGUGUAUAAUUGAAGAUUAUGCUAGCGUUAGUGUACUUAUAAUCUUAAUUUUAGUAAUGACAGGAGGCGAGUAUUUUGCAUUAAACUCUCUUUACUAACUCCACAUAGCAGUAAAGAAAAGUGAAAACAUUAACCAAUCAAAAUGCAAUAGGAAGUAUGGUAUUCACAUGAGGCUCCUCCCCCUCUUUCGAAAGCGACAUCAUGGAUAAAGUUCCAAAAGGUCCAAAGUCUUGUAACAUGCACCAAUGGGUGACUUUCCAAUAAACAAAACUUUAAUGGCUGAAGGAAGGUCUGAAGGUGUCCAUCCUGAGCAUGAACUGUAACGCCACGAAUUUACGCUGAAAUAGAACGUGAAGUAGGUUAGGUACCGGUCUGGAAACUGUUUGAAGUAAUGUUAACGACCCAACACAAUCUCACAGAGAUGUCACACUAUCGAUUAUCAACAACUGACUAUAAACGACAAGUAAUGUUAGAAAUAAACAAAAUCCGAACAUAUCCCCAUAUCUAGGAGGAGCAAGGAAGAUAGAGGUAAGGAAGGAAUACAUUAAAGAUAAGUAUACUUAUGUGAGUCCCUUCUCCCCAAGGGAGGGAAGGGUGGGAAAAUACUCGCCUCCUGUCAUUACUAAAAUUAAGAUUAUAAGGACACUAACGCUAGCAUAAUCUUCAAUUUUACCACAUGACAGGAGGCUUCCUAUUUUGCAUUUUUUUAACGCUGAUGCAGGAGAGACGUGGCCACCCCCGAGCUCGGGCGGAAGUAGAAAGUUCGAAAGGUCGAUUCUCGCGACCAGUCUGCGGAACAUAGGAUAUCUGCCAGUGACGCACCCGCUGAGAAAGCCGAAGAAGCCGCCGGCCCGCGAACAGAGUGGGCUCAGAAGACCUCGUCCACUCCCGCCAGUGAUAGAAUCCGUCUUAUCCAUCUGGCAAGGUUGCUAGCCGAGACGGCUACAUGACAUCUAACGUAAGACACCAAGAGUUGGCUGGAAGAGGAGACCCGGAGCGGGGAUGUGACCUCCACGUACCGACGUAGAGUAGACACCACGGUAGGGAAAAAGGGGUAGGAGACCGAUGUGGAGUCUGAUUUCGUACGACGCAAUACUCUAAAGGUAACACCCUCUGGGGAGACCGAAAAGGCGUCGAUGUCGAAAGCCCGCACGUCCGAUACCCGGCGGAACGAGACUAGGCUAAGCAGAAACGUCAGUUUGGCUGAGAGCUAUCGGAGGGAAAGUCUGCCGUUAUCUGGCCAGUCUCUCAAAAACUGUAGGACAACUUCGACGUCCCAUAAGCGGGAGAAUUUGGGUCUCGAAGGCCUCUGUAAUUGGAUGCCCCUCAGGAGUCGGCAUAUCAGAGGUUCUUUCCCGACUGGUAUCCCCAGGACCGGUACGUGGGCCAUGAAAUCACGGAGCGCACGACGUUGAGUGACCAGUAGGACCGACCCGCGUCAAAAAAUUCAGGAUGGCCGUUAUAGGUGCAGUAAAGGGAUCGAGGUUCCGUUCACUGCACCAAGAGGACCAGGAAUUCCAAGCUGAUAGGUAACAUCGUCUGAUUCCUGGUGCCCACGAAUCCCAUAUGAGAUCUCUAGCCGCUUACGAUAAUUGGCUGGUCUGCCAGGCACCCCUGAAUGAGUCCAGGCCACCAAGGUGAGACGGUCUUCCAGGAUGAGGGUUCCCUUUCGGAUCCGUGAGGAGCGUUGGGUAGGAUGGUAUGAGGAGGGGAUCCAUGUAGGAUGACGCUAGUAGAUCCGGGAACCAGGGUUAGCCCCGCCAUAGGGGAGCGAUGAGGAGCAGAGACCCGCGUUGAGUCCUCAAAUACUGAAUCGUCCUCGCUAUCAUGGCGAACGGGGGAAAAGCAUACGCUCCCGUAUAUGGCCAUGGUUGGAGAAACGCAUCUACCGCCAUGCUCUCCGGGUCCGGGAGCAAGCUGAAGUAUUCGGUUGUCUGUUUGUUGUUGCGUGACGCGAACAGGUCCAGGUGGAGAGGCGAUGGAAGGUCUGUGGGUCCAGUCUCCAGUCGCUGCUGUCCCGCCAGUGGCGCGAGAACCUUUCGACUGUCCCGGGAGAUAUUCCGCCAUGACGGAGAUUUUGCGGGGCAGGCAAAAGUCGAAGAUCUCCUUCAUAAUCUCUGAGAGGAGUCGGGACCAUGCUCCUCCCAAGCGGUUGAUGUAGCGGACCGCUGAGAUGUUGUCCACCCGGAGGAGAAUGCAGCAGUUUGUCCUGUCCCUCGCUAGGCUGCGGAUUGCGAACGAUCCCGCCAGGAGUUCUAGACAGUUUAUGUGAAGGUCGAUUUCUUGAGAAGUUCAGGCGCCUCCUGUCGGUCUGCCUUCGCCCGUGGCGCCCCAGAGGCUGGCGUCCGGUUCCAGGACUAUGUCGGGCAUGUUCCCGAAGAUGGCCCGGCCGUUCCAAGCCUCCAUGUGGUCCAACCACCAUCCGAGUUCUUCCUUGACCUCUUCCGUUACCGGAAUGGUUUGGUUGUAGGAAGGGUUCUGGCGAAGAAAGGAGGUCUUCAGGCGUUGCAUCGCUCUGUAGUGGAGCGGUCCCGGGAAGAUUGCCUGGAUAUAAGCGGACAGCAGGCCCACUAUCCGCGCCAGGUUGCGGAGUGGAAUGGUACGGCAGUGAAUGACUCUGCGGAGGUUCCUUUCUGAUGGCUGCGAUCUUUGAUCUCGGUAGCCGUAGUGUGCUGGACUUGGAAUCUAUCUCGAAGCCCAAGAAUUGUACCGUCUGGGCCGGAGAAAUCGCCGACUUCUGGUAUUUCACCACAAAGCCUAGGGAUGUCAGGAAUUGUGUGGUAUAGCGUGUGUGUUGAGUCAGUCUGGACCUGUCGGAGCAAAACAGAAGCAGGUUGUCCAGGUAGAUAAUGCACCAAAUUCCUUGUGCUCGUAGAUGUGCAACUACUGGCUUCAGCAGCUUGGUGACGCACCAUGGGGCCGAAAGGGAGGCAUGUGAACUGCCAGGGUCGGCCUUGCCACCAGAAGCUGAGGAAUUGGCGGCAGGAGAGGUGGACGGUUACUGACAAAUAAGCGUCCUUGAGGUCCAGUCUUGUGAACAAGUCCCUGUCUUGGAGGAGGUCUCUCAGAAGGUGAAUGCCUUCCAUCUUGAAAUGCCUGUACAUUACAUAAGCAUUGAGCCGCCUCAGAUUUAUGACGGGUCGGAAAUCCCCGGAUUUCUUUUUCACCAGAAAUAUAUUGCUGAAGAAACCCCGUUGGUCGUGAGCUCUAGUAGCUCGCCGUCGAUGAGUUGGUGGUCCUCUGUGGAGCACUGUAUGGGGUGUGGAGGAACAGUUUGGUUUGGAGGGUCCACGAAAUCGAUGAUGUAGCCCCGAACCGUCUGGAGGAUCCAUGCGUCCGCAGACAUGGUUGUCCAGUUCUGAAAAAAGACCGAUACGACCUGCAGUAUAUGGGGUAAGUGGUACUUGAGACACAAGUUUGCUUACCUGUGGGGAAGCGUGCUCUGCCACGGCUACGUGGUCCUCUGCCUCGGUUAGCCCCUCUGGUGUAGGAGAAGGGUUGCCUGAAGCCCACUUCCGGGUAGAAGGGUUGAAGUCUAUGUGAGCGGGGGCUAGAAGGUCAAAACCGGCUGGCUGCUAGGCCACUUUGUCGGCCAGCCCGUCCAAAAAUACCCCGACUGGGGUAGCCCCUGAAGACACUUUUCAUAGACGUCUGAGCCUUAUUAAGGGACGUGAGUAUAUUAACAUGUUUGUUCAGUUCUUUUAGGAAGGCUUCCCUGAACAGUUUGCCCUGUGCCAGCGAUCCCAAUUCCUUGGUGCCCAAUUCCACUAGCUUCCCGGUGUUACCAACGAAACAGAAGCACCUUUGUGUCCAUUCUCUUAUGUCAUGUGCCCACUCUUUUACCAUGCUGGCAUCGAACUCGUCAGCUCUUGUAAAUGCGUUGUCCGCCAAAUACAUGAUGUGAGAAAGUGGGCCGAUGGAGUCCAGUAGUUUGUCCUGAACUCCGUGGAAUCCUUUCUCCACUCCUCUCCGGGGGUCACAGCCACCCCGAGACAUGAAGGUGGUCAUGACCUGGUCGAACUCCGGAGUCUGAGCCACGUGGUCGGGAAGCGAAGGGCGAGGUUGCGCACCGUUUUGUCCAGCGUUUGCAGAGCCACAGAUGCAUAAAUUUUUAGAGAGGUGUUCGAGGGGAGUCCAGUCCCCAGAGCUUGAGUGCUGGAUAUUACGAGGGUCGAAGAGACGUCCCGUGGGGUCCAGGAUGGCCUCCUCUUCUUCUUGGACGGGUGCGAGGUCAUCUGGCAGUUGGAUGUCGUCCAAGAAAGUGCCUCGUAAGAAGCCAGUACGGGAUCCAGUGUCCGAACCCCAGUCAUUGUCCUGUGAAUCGAAAUCAGCGGCCUGCCACUCGUUCAACACGGCCAUGGAACGUGUGUGUUCUUCCCCCUCAUCCGAGGAGUAGUGGGCGGGGGUAGGUGGGGCUGGUCUGUGGCGUUUGGUUGGCGCCUUGCCUUUGCCCGGGUUAUCGUUACCCUUUUCGCCCUUCCAGUCGCGUUUGCUAGGUCGUGAAUCAGCCUGUGCAUGUGAUUCUGAAGCCUCAGAAUCGUAGUCAUGGUGUUGGGCUUUUGUGGCUUUCUUGGUUUGAUCGGCUGAUGCCAUCAUUACCCUGGAAAGCGCUUUCUCCAUAGAGGCGGAGAUGGCUUCGGCAAUCAUUGCCUGGAAGUCCGAAGGGCUCUGGGAUGCUUCCAUAAUGUUUAGGAGUAGGACCAGUAUAAAUUAAAACACUUGGCACAGGGUAUAUAAUAGUGUUAAGCACCCUAGCAGGGUGAAUAUGUUAAAUCCAAUGAAUGUGGUAACGGUAAUACCAGUCUCCCCAGCAGGGUAUAUUGGGCUUUGUACUGGGCCUCACCCAGAUAUAUAUAUAUAUAUAUAUAUAUAUAUAUAUAUAUAUAUAUAUAUAUAUAUAUAUAUAUAUAUAAUGGAGCAGUAAAGAAAGAGGGGGAGGAGCCUCCUCACUGUGAAUACCAUACUUCCUAUUGCAUUUUGAUUGGUUAAUGUUUUCACUUUUCUUUACUGCUAUGUGGAGUUGGUAAAGAGAGUUUAAUGUAAAAUAGGAAGCCUCCUCUCAUGUGGUAAAAUACAUUUUUAUAUCUUCUAAUGUGUCUGAUUAACAGUGCCACGGGUGGCACUAAUCUGUGGCAAUGCAGCCUUUGUGUCCCCGUGCAGAACAGGUAUAUUGCUAUGCUACGCAUUGUUACACAUGUAUUACCUAAUGUUACGCUUAAAUGUUACUUGGUAUUCUUUCACUGAACUGGUGAAUUUUGGAGAAUAGACAAAGGAGUUGAAGUUGUAAAGGUUAGGUAAAAACCUGGCUUUGUGUAUUUAACCCAUCUAUUCUCGUCUUUAAAAUAAGCCUGUCCCUUUUCCAAACCCUGAUUGGUCAGUACACACAAAAAGAAAGAACUUCCUGAUGAUGUUUUAAAUCCUACACUGUUUUUUCCCAUCUGUUUGUCUUUAUUUCCUCCUACCUGUUUUCCUUGCUGUUUCCAGUAACUCACUGCUUUCUUUCUUCUCGUUUCGCACGGUUUUUCACCUUUACUGGUGAUAAUUGACAUGUAAUUCUUAACAUACAUGCCCAUUCUAUGUAAGCAGCCUCCGUGCUGCAGUGUAUAGCCAAGCAGCCUUGGUUCAUGACAGUGGGAAAAACAAAAACAUGUUUGUCCUUAUAGAGUUAUUAAACAAACUGAAAGCAGCAGCAACUAUGCACCAAAACUGCUACAUUAAAGGUUUACUCCAGGCACCAUGACCACUUCAGCCAUUUGAUGUGGUAUGAUGCUUGAAGUCGCUAUGCUGCACAUAUAGAGAUGAACUUUUUAGCUGUCGGAGAUGUAAAUCCAUCUCCGGCAGCAUCAUUAGCUAGACCUGAACAAAGUUCUGGCCUGGUUAAUUAAAUUCUGUACAAAAUAUAUAUCUAUUGCCAGGAUGCAUAACUUGCCAGUGCCAGACAGCCACUAUGGUGGCACAGCUCCCACCCUCAAUUUGUCCUAAUCCGGGAGAGUGUGACGUCAGCCAAGGAAGAUCAGUCGGGUUUAGGGGAGAACGUUUAUUUGGCAGUGAUCCGUUUUAGUGUUUUAAUUUGUUUUGUAAAGUUUUGUUUAGGUGAAGAUGGGGGAGUCGGGGGAAAGCAGACCACUUAAUAAAGGGUUAUUCUAACCAAAACCAGUGUUUUAUGAAAAACUGGUUUUGGUUUAAGGUGUAGUGGUUUUGGUGCUUAGAAUAAUAACUUAAGUGGGCCAACCAGAACUUUCCAUUUACUCAGGUGCCAAAGAAAUCUUAUAUGGGCCUGGUGCCUUUUUGUUGGUGCUGGUUUUGGAGACUUUGACUGGUUAUCAGUAAAGCGGGACAUCAGAGGAUCCAGUAUUGUAGGGGAACCUGCUGUUUCACCUACCGGAGGUUUAUCAGAUACUGAACAUUGUUAUUUAUUGUAGCACAUUUGUUAUCAGGGAUUAGAAAAGUAUACAAGUUCCGUGAUGGCAUUGCAGGAACAUACUUUGCAUCAUUAUACUGUACAGUAAAAUGCACACUUUAUUUUUCUGCUUCCGAAUAAAGAAUUGGCUCAUUGAAACAUGCUUGAAGCCUCUAACCCCAAAUUAGGUCCCCAGAGAUUGAAACGCACAUCAGAUUCAUUACAGUCCACAAUAAAAUGCUGCGUAAUGAAAGUGCUUUGCAGAAGAUAUUUAUUAUUAAAUCACAAUUGUGGGAUGGGUUACUGCUGAGCUAGUUUUGCAAUUGCAAAAAUGUGUCACUGGGUUAAUGUCCUAUGCAUAAUUUGUGGUCCCCCUGUACAAAACUUUAAGGGACACUCUCUGAGCAACAUACCCACUACAUCUUUUAGUAGUGGUUAUAGUGUAAGAGAUUCAUUUCCAAGUCAUCCACAGUGCUCUCAAACCUAUCUUUGCUGCCAUUGUUUGACGAAAAUUUCUAAUAAUCAAACGUCCUCAUUAUCUAAGAAUCUGCAGAGACAGGACUUUCGGUGCUCAACCUCAUUUUUUUUAUUUUAUUUUUUUUAAAUCUACUCUAGAACCGUUUAACAAAAAGCAAGAACACCGCAUCAUAACCACUACAAAAAAGUGCAGUUAUUAUGGUGCUCAGAGUGUCCCUUUAAGACCCACUGCAGUAGGAUAUCGUAGUGUGCAUCUGUGUGAGCUUUGGAGGACCUUGAGUGUAGUGUUAGCAUCCUGUACUGCCUUUACAGUGUGCUCCAUAUGUAGGGUUAGUGGUACAUUGGCAGGAUAUCCUGCACACUUACUACAUGGAGAGUGCAAAGAACGUACAAUAACUGGACAAUUCGUUAUCACAGGAUAACCACAUGGGGGUGGGAGGGAUGAUAUGUAUGAAACCGUUGCUGUCACUUUUUUUUUUUUUUAUAAUUCUUUAUUUUAAUUGUGCAUGAAUAUGACAAUCAGGUUUGCCAUGCCACAAUAGCUUGGACAAACAGAUUAAGACAUUAAUAUACAGAUGAAUGGCACGUGAGAUUACUGCACAUUUUUGUUAAAGCUAUUACAUUGCAGAACAAGGAAAAACAGUCUAGGCCUACAGUCGUUAGAAUAUGUGGUGUAAUUGUAAUGUGUUCAGCUAUACCCUGUUGUUAGUCCACACUGACUGUAAUAAGUGUAUUGUGGUUUUGAGGUGAGUGAUCCAAUAUGUAAGUGAGCAGGUUAUCCGGCUUGUCUCUAAGGUUGGGUUAAGAUUGGGCACCAUGCGUUUCGCGGUGUGUUCCUAACCCUGUCAUGUGGAUUUAAUGAUAUAUAUUCAGUAUACCACUGAGGCACAAUAUAUAAGUAUAUGGCCGGUCAGUGUGGCGGGGGGGCAGGGAGUUAGCUAGCUAAGUAUCCCAGGGUGCGGGCUACUGCAGGCAUCAGGUUCUACUGGGCCAGUGCUCCAGCAGGUAGGUUGUCACAGCUUUUGAGUGUGUCACCUAGAGAGUAGCCCUCUUUGUAUGCUGGGAUAGCAGCGUUGUGUUAUAGGUGUUUGGGUGUAGUGGCGAUCUGGCUUCGUGGCUCCGUCGUGAUGGGCUAGAUCCUUCGUAUACCGGGGUGGGCCGUGAUUGAGGAACCCGCUGGAGUGUUUGGUGCGCCCGAGAAUAUGGGGGGAUGUUUGGUGAGGCUGCCUGCUGGUUCGUGUGCUGUGACUAGAGGUAGCGCUGUGGAGGGGGGUGUGCUACUCAGAUUCGGAGGCUGGUUCAUCGCUCCCGGUUGGGUAGGGUAGCUAGGGAUUUGCUCUAGGGCCCCUGGAUUGGUGGGAGGGGGGUGGUCGGGUUGUGUAUCUUGUAAGGAGUGGUGUGGAGACAUCAGUGGGGUAUGGUAGCCGGGUGGCUUUCACUAAACAUGCCUAAAUAAAAUUUUAACUGUGUGGCUAUGCCAGCAUUAAAAGUUGUGAUCGCCUGCCAGUCCUUCGGCACUUCCCUCUACUUGAGAGGUAUGUUGAGCCCGGGUCCCGUUGGGGCUUCUCAUCUUGUGUCGGCUUCGUUUCGAGGUACGAAGGGGACUAUGUUGGGUAUGUCCCAGGAAUGUCCAGGUUUGGCCUUGUUGGGCUUGUGCUGGUUGAGCCCCAGGCUGUGGAGGAAUGGGUCGGAGUCAGCAGCUGAGGUGAGUCGGCGGGUGGUCUCGCCCUGUAUGGCCACGAGUGUGUGGGAAGGGCCCCAUCUGUACUGGACGCCUGCUUCUCGGAGGGUCUUGGUGACCUGGCUGAGAGAACGUCUCCACUCCAAUGUUGCCCUGCAGAGAUCCUGGAGAAAGGUUAGUUGUGAGCCCUCAAAUUUGAGUGGGCUCUUGUUCUUGAUGGCGUCCAUCAUUGCUUGUUUGUCGCGUAGGGACUGGAACCUCAGGAGGACAUCACGGGGAGCGUCCGCCGGAGCCCUUGGUGACUUGGGGAGUCUGAGUAUUCCAUCUAGUUGCAGGUUCUUUGCCUGUUUGGGGUGCAGGAUUUCCGACAGGAGGCGCCUAAUAAAGUGGGGUAGCUCUGUGUCGUUGACAUUUUCCGUGAUGCCUCUUACUUUUAUGUUGAUUCGUCUCCUGGAGUCGUCCAUCGCAUCGACUCUGGCCUGCAGGGCCUGGUGUGAGCCGUGGAGUUGUUGUAGUCGUUCUGUUGCGUCUGACUGGCGUUGUGCCAUGGAGGUGAUGUCCUCCUCUGUGGCCUUCACCCUGUCCGUUACGGCCGUUACCUCCUCGCGGAGUAGCGCCAUAUCCGUGCGGAACCAUGUGCGCAGGUGUUUCAGGAGGCCCAGGAUGUCUCCCUUAGUUGCGGGAGCCCCCAGGUCCCCUAGUUGCACGGCGGAGAAAGGGUCAUCUGCCUCAGGUAUGGCAUCUGGGGAGUCCAGUGGGUCUUCGUCCGAGGAUAGGCCUGGAGAGUCUGGCGCUGCCGCCAUUUUGUUUUUAGGCCGCGCCAGGAAUAUGUCUCCUAUUCGACGUGUACCGUCAUCCGAGGAUGCUUUCAGCUUUUUUGAUCGUUUCCCCAUAUUGGUGUUGCAGGGGGACGUUUAAUUUUCGACAGUGCACCGUCUGCUUUAUAGUCGUUUGCUCGAUUUUUGCCGCUUUCAGCUCGGAGCUCAGCCGACAUGCGACUUCUCUCCAUUGCUGUCACUUUUAAUAUAUCUGUGUACCAAAUAGUCACCUUUCGCACCAGUACCACACUUUUUAAACUUUAAAAAAAAAAAUUUCCAUGGCGAUUCGACAUGAUUUUUAGUAGAACCAAAAGUAACGCAUUUCGAAUGGGUGCUGUAUAUUUGGGGUAAAGUAUACCUUGGCCGUCACAGUGGCAGGUUUCACAUUAAAAGAAAAUGGCACUUGCCCAAAAAGAAACCAUUCUAACAGUAAAAUCUUUCCCCCUUUGUGUCAUUUCCCUUUUAAAGGACCACAAAAGUCACCUUACAGAUAGUUUUUUUUUUUUUUUAAUUAUUUUUUUUUUUUUUUUUAAAUAUGAAACUUUUCUGGAAUUUACACAGUUUCAUUUUAUUUUUUACACCUCAUAAGUACAUAUUUGUUAUUUAUUGGGAUAAGUAAACAUAAUAUUACAAAUUCUGGGACAUAAAUAUUUCCCUUUUAAAGAGCCACAAAAGUCACCCAGGCCACUUCACCUCAAUGAAGUGGUCUGAGUGUAGUGGUCCUUCAAAUUUAAUUCUUCAAUGUAAAACAUUGCCAUAUAGUAGAUUUGGCAAUGCUUACAUUGCCGGGUUAAAUUUGCCUCUGGUGGCUGCCUACGUGAGGAGCUUCCGCUCUGAGAACUGUGUCAAACUCAGUGCUUACCUCCAUUUAAUUUGAGGACCGUAGUGCUGGCCGCGCAUGCUCUAUUCAUCCCCAAUGCUCUUCUAUGCAGAGCAUUGGAAUGGACGUAAGAUAGGUGUUGGCGUGACGUCGUGGGAGGCAAAUUGAGCAACUGCAGGGUUUGGCAACAAAGGUAAGUAAAAAUCUUUAUCGUAGUUUGUCUAAUGCUUUUAUCCAUUUGUGUUUCAGUGUGUAUGUGUGCUUAGUACAGGAAUGGUUUAUAUAGAAAUAUGUGGACGAAUAUCAGGUGAGGUGUCAGUGCUAAAACAAUAGAAGGCGAUGCAGAUGUUGUUUAUCCUGCAGUGAUGUUUACUGGAUGUCCACUAAUGAAAAUAGAUGCAGAAGGAGUUUAACAGGUUUGCAAUUAAAUUACCAGAAGUUGACAAAUCCCACACUGUCACCAUGCCUACCCUGACCACGCUCCAAACUCAUCCCGUUAAACAUUGUGGUGUGGGAGGUCGUCAACACAUCACGCAAACCCGCUACUUAACCUGAUAAAUACAAUUUGUUUUCCUGAAUAGUAUUUAAAGUAAACUGGUCACCUGAAAUUAUGUUUGCAUAAAUCCGUUUAAAACUAUGCUACAAGAGUUAAUUAUUUUCAUUAUUCAAACUGUAUAGUAUGUUUUGUCUGUCAUCACUACCUGAAGAUAUAACAAGUAUUCUGUGUGUGGGUGGCUGUCGUGGAAUUGAAUCGCAAUGUUUAGAACGGGGAUUUAAGCCGCCAGUCGGAACCUGUGAUUUAAACAGAUGAGCUGAUUAUCUCCCAGCCUUCUAAUGUUUAGAAAGAGAAAAUGGUGAAGGUCGUCCCUGGUGGUUUUGAGAUGCACUUAUCCAGUUACAUUGCCAUAAACUUUUUUUUUUAUUUUUAUUUUAAAAUUUUUUAUUUUUGCAGUGCAGAAGUUUGGUACAGACAGGCUCAAGGUACCCCAAAGGCAUUCCUCGAGUUUUGUUACAGAUUUCACAAGUGGGGUAAAGAUAAGUAGUGCACAGUUUUAAAUGUAUUAUAACAGGUGUAGGCGAAAACAUUAUGCUUUUGUUGGUAUAUAUUGUGUUGAGGUGACUAAUUGUUUCUGUGUCCGACAUGCUUUGCCAACCCUGCGCCGUAAAGAGCGGAGUAGUGGAGGUGUUUUGAGUGAGCCCAUAGUGUGUAGCUUGCUAUCUUAUGAGUUGCCUGAUUACGUUCUACAGGUGUAGUAUUAGUACUCAUGUUUAAAGGGUUGACGUGAAGUGCACGUCUAUUGCCUAGUGUUUGUAAGGAAGAGACGUGUGGUGUCCACUUUUUGAGUAGGUAUAUGUGAAGGCUGGUCUUUGUGCUCUAACAGGCUAGGUAGUCCCCCCACGUUAGGUGCAUGUAUAAAGUAAGUUACUCAGACAAGUUUAGCAAACAUAGUAUACUGAAUAGGUGCAUAUUGAGUUACUCCGGUAUACCAGGAGAAACAGAUAAUGCCAAGAGUGGAGAAGACAUUCACAUAUUGGGCUAUACUGGCGAUCUAAACUAACGCAUCCUGUUAAAUAAUAAUAAGUAAAGGUAUUAGGCUGCCCUAGUGGGCCAGUGAAACAUGUCCAGCUAGUACCAGCUACAUAAUAGAUUACCCCGGCAAGCCAGUCAUCGACAGUGUCCAAGUCCUGUUGGGUGCCUCCUGUAAUGUAUCGGUGCAGGAAGGAUUUGGCAGUAGCCUGCAGCAUCCCGCUUCUGUGCGCUCCGUGCCGGCCCUCAGCCCACUCCAUUCCGAGGCUGAGCUGUAGAUUCUUUCGCUGUAGGGGAGACAACCGGAGAGGAGGCGACAGAGCGGUGGUGCAGGGUGGACUCUCGCUGUGCUGGAGCCUUCCAUGCGUCGAGAGGGGCCCCUUGCUGGCUGGCUGUCGGUAUGUAGCGUGGUGUCUUCAUUGAUGGUCGGGGUGUUGUGUGUCGCAGCACUUUGUGUGGGUGAUCGGUGUGUCAGAGGCACAUGCUUCAAUGCCCUGUUUUGCCGUGGGUUAUUCCGUGCUGUGGUUGCUGGUUUGCCGCGUCCCCGCUUUUCCCGUCUGUUGCAGGCCUGCUCCUAUGUCGCAGCCAUAUUCCAGUGCUGUGACCUUUGGGGUAAACGUUGUACUGGGAUAUCUUGACGGGUGUUUACCGGUGGUCGUUGUGGGACUUUGGUUUGCUCGCGCCCGGUUGCUUUGUUGUAUUUUGUGGGUACUUGGGGGCUGCAGUUUAUCUUGCAAGUUUCGAUGCACGUGGCGUCCGCCAUCUUAGGUGGGGUGCCCAGGCCGCAGAUCAAGCUGGUAGUACUGCUGGGCCCCAGUUGCAUUGCCGCUCUCAGGGUCACAGGGUGGGGACCGGGAUCACCCCCACCGGUCCGGGGGGGGGGGCAGAGCCAGGUUCUCGCCGGUCCGGACCUCUGGCCAGGCACUGUCAGGCAGGAUAGCAGGACAGCGGCCGUCUGCCCUACUCACCGCCAAAGAAGGCCCCAUCUGGAGCGACAAUUUCUCCCCCAGGGGACUGCAACUCGGGGAGUCAGCCUCUCCCUGGGUCCAGUGGUCCCAGCACACUGAGGACCAGUGCUGUCGGUCUGCCAGCUCAGAAUAUAUCAUGCUUUAAGGGCUUAUAGGGUGGAAAUUUGCAGGAGCUGAAGUUGCUUGCGACCAUCCUGCUCGGCGGUCCGGCCCCGCCCCCGCCAUAAACUUUUGUGGGUUUUUUUUUUUUUUUUUCAAUAAAAUCCUUAAUUAAAAAAAUGGAUUUUCCAAAGGGGGAUUAAAAAACCUGAAGAAAGACAGGGAGGUGAGACAAUAAAAAAAUGAGGUGAGACAAUAAAGUGGAUUGAAUGGGGAGAGAAGACUGGUUGAUGGCUCUUCAAGCCUGAUGUUUAUAUAUUGACUUGUUAAAAGUUAAAAUGCCAGUCUUUCUGAAUUGAUAUGGUUCUGAUUUUUGAAAAAUUUCAGUUCUGAUGAAUUUUGGUUUAAAUUGUUUGUUUAAUAUUGAAAUUUCAGUAUGAAUAAAAAAAAAAAGUGGACCUGAAAAUUGCCAGGGAUGUCCUAAAAUGAAGGGAAAAGGGCGCCUAUAGUGUCCCUUUGAAAAAACAAAAUAGCAGCAACUCUUCAACUGUAAACUGGUGAUCAAAGUUGGUGCUUAGUAGCAGUGCCUACUAGACUUGGGUACGGCUUAACAUUUUCAGUUUAGAUUUUAAGGUCUUCGAAAUGUUUUCGUUAUGAAGAAUUUUGGACACAGUUGGAUUCAGAAUUCUGAGAUAGAAAAUUCUGCCAAACUUUGAUUCUGAUCAAUCCAAAUUUACAAGUCUAAUUAAAACUAGCGGACUUAAUCAAUUAAUGCACCAUAUCUUUGUCUUUAUAUGCUAAACCACUCACUCUCACUUUAUAUGUCACCUGCUUGUCCAAACGUCCUGACAGUUUAAGGAUUAUGUAAGUAAAACCAUGUGGCUUUAACUGAAGAAUUCCUAGUUGUCAUGAUCUCACCGUAACGGGUGGAUCAUCACUAGACAUGGAUAACUGCUACUGUCAAAACCAAUGGCCAACACUUGUCUGCUUUCUCCCAUCUGAGCAGCUGUGACCGUGUUAAUGUGCUAUUUAAAGCUACAGACACUGUCCACAGCCAUGUACAGCUAUUUGUGGAUUACGAUUCUGCAAACUUGAGCUUUUUAGACACCAGAGGGCUAUUUAUCAUCAAGGCUACAAGUUUAUAAGGGGGAUUCCUUCGUCUGUGCUAUUCCGAGUUUGUUGUUGCCACUAAAGUAAUUCCUUUCACUCCAGCGAGGCCUGUGUUUUUUUUUCUUUGAUACAACUUUGCCUUUUAAUAAGGUUGUAUGAAAGCAUACGUUUAAUUUUUUUGUUAAAGAGAGAGAACACAGAUUGAAUAUUGUGGUUUGCUGAAUUACGGUAGUAAGAGCCAGUAGGAUACUUGGAUGUGUAGGAAAAGACAUCAGCAGUAGAUAAAAUGUACUUAUGGCUCUAUUGACCACUUGUGAAAUCUCCCUUGGGAUACUGUGUCCAAGUCUGGAGACAAUAGCUUUAAAGGGGAAUUAAUAAUUUAGUGAGCAUUCAAAGAAGAGUCAGUAAUACGGUGCAAGGUUUUACUUACAAAAGCGACCGGGAAAGCCUUCAUCACCUUAGCAUGUCUUCUAUGGAGACAUGCCAAGAUCGUUAAAACACAUUAAGGCUUUAUAUGCAUUUGAAGAAAUUAAAGGGACACUCCAUGCACAAUGGCAACUUCAUCGCAGGGAACUUAUUAUGGUGCUAGGAAGUCCUGCCACUGUCUUAUCGUAAGGAGUUAAAUUCAUAAAGGGACACUAUAGACACCCAGACCAUCUCUCAAUCUAAUUGAAGUGGUCUGGGUGCAGUGUUCCUGUCCCGUUAAUCCUUAAAUGUGAAACUGCCACUAAAUGCGCUUCCUGGAGAUUCACAAAGUUUGACUCUGUGAAACGACGCUGGAGGUCCUCACGCUUUGCACUAUGACAUCCAGCGUGUUGAAAUCCCACAUAGGAGAAGACUGAACCAAUGGGUUCCUAUGGAAAAUGCCUAAUGGCAUGCAGCAGUCGACAAGUAUGCACAGUUGGUUCCCUCCAUUACCAACAUCAGACGAGGCGGAGACAGAAGCAGCGCAGAGGGACUUCAGCACUGCCAAGAAAUAAAUGUUUAAAGGGCUACCAGGGUUAACUUUACCAACAUGGGGGGAGAAGAGAGGCGGACAGGCAUUAGAAAUAAACUUUUGUUUUCAGUAUGCUAUAAUGUUUCGGGUAACUCAGUGGUUCUUUAAGCAUUUUCACCAGAAAGAGAAAUCGCUGCAUUUGUAAAGGAAACUAUUUAAUCAAAGACUGACAGUUCCUGAAAAUUCAAACAAUGGGGAGUAACCCUGUAGAAUAAGCAAUUCUGUAUUAUAAAAGUUUUAAAAGCGGUGCCAUCUGCGUGAUUUUCCUAUUGGUUUCCAUGGUGAUUGCUUUAUGGUACGACCUUUGUCUUAUUGUGUCAAUUCCACUCCUAAAGUGGCUCUGCUCAUGGGUAUAGCAGGUGAGACAGACCGUAUUCAAGCAUUUAAACUCAGAAAUAGGGUUGAAGAAGUGCUUGCAUGGCCUGAUUGUAUACAAGUAAUCUAUUUUAUUAAAGGAUUACUAUAGUGUCAGGAAAACAAAGCGGUUUUCCUGACACUAUAGUGCCCUCAGGGUCCCCCUCCCCUUCAGCAGCUUACCUUAUUCCAGCGCCGGGCUCCCUCGGCGCAGGUGACCUCUCCUCCCACUCCGACGUCAGUUCACCCGUCCAACGUCACAGGAGCCGGAUGCGCGGCAAGUGCCGCGCGCAUUCAAAAUGUUCAUAGGAAAGCAUUUCUCAUAAUAUGCCUCCAGCGUCGCAGAUGCGCCUCUAGUGGCUGUCCAGAAGACAGCCACUAGAGGCUGACUUAACCCCAAAUGUAAACAUAGCAGUUUCUCUGAAACUGCUAUGUUUGCAUCUGAAGGGUUAAAACCCGAGGGACCUGGCACCCAGACCACUUCAUUGAGCUAAAGUGAUCUGAGUGACUAUAGUGUCCCUUUAAAGAUAGAAAAUGCGCUCCCAUUGGAAAGCAGUGACACAUCAAAGUACAGCAACAGCCAGUAUAGUCCCAUUGCCACUCCCAGCACUCUUAGCCAGUCAUUGCUCUCUAAAGCUGGAGAUGUAAUUUGAAAGUCCACUUUUGUAGAACCCUAGGAGAGGGGACAAGCCUUAGACAGGCGUCCGAGCUCUCCCUUUAGCUAACCGCUCAAAAACAGCUUGACACAAAGUGGGAAGACCCAGGACAAUAUUUACUCCAUAAUGACUAGUACGAACUGUUGUGAUUAUGGUACUUAAAUUGCUCUUUAAAUUAAGCCUUAUUCUGAAAACCAAGGGAAAUUCAGUGUAACAUUUUAUUAAGGGGAGGGAGAUGGACCAAGCAAAUUCUUACCUGCCAUGACCAUCUGUUUUUAUUUUAUAAAGCGACAGAAUAUUCUGCCGCUACCUACAUUGGGUAUAUGAUACAUGUAAGGAAUUUUACUAAGAAACAUUUUGCAUAUAGGAACAAGUGUUAAUUGGCUCCUCUCAAGCCAGCUCUUCAAGUAUACAGUCACUCACAGAAUAGCCAUAGGCAUGCGUCAUGCCGUAUUGAGAAACGCAUAUGGCGUCAGCUGUCACAGUGAUGGGUGUUGUUAAUAGGAAGCGUUCUAAGAAAAAGAAAAUCAUUCUUCAACAUGCCUCCAGUUUUCCAUAGAAACACUGUUUAUACAUUAGACUUAAAGGAUCACUAUAGGGUCAGGAACACAAACAUGUAUUCCUGAUCCUAUAGUGUUAACACCACCAUCUAGCCCCCCUGGGCCCCUCAUGCCUCCAUAAAUAUAGUAAAAAUCUUACUGUAUUCAAGCCUGAAGCUGUAAAUCUGCAUGCUGUUAGACUCAGAAAAACAAGCAGUCUGCUGACAUGUGGUAGCCUGAUCCAAUCACAGUGCUUCCCCAUAGGAUUGGCUGAGACUGACAAGGAGGCAGAUCAGGGGCAGAGCCAGCAUGAUUCAAACACAGCCCUGGCCAAUCAGCAUCUCCUCAUAGAGAUGAAUUGAAUCAAUGAAGCUCUAUGAGGAAAGUUCAGUGUCUGCAUGCAGAGGGAGGAGUUACUGAAUCACAGGAUGCUGUGCACAGUGCUGCCCUGUGCUCAGCUUACAGCAGAUCCGAGUGAAUGGAGGCUUCAACUCCGAAGUCCCUCUGGUUCACUCUGAAUGACUGCAACUGGAGGUGUUCCUAGGUUUCAAUGUAAACACUGUAUUUUCUCAGAAAAUACAGUGUUUACAUGAGAAAGGCUGCAGGGCUGUAGUUCUCACCUGAACAACCUCAUUAACCCCUUCAGGACGGGUGACGGACGAGGUCCGUCACACAGGGGAGACCCUUAACGACGGGUGACGGACCUCGUCCGUCACGCGGUAAAAUUAACCCCGGAUCGCCGCUAUCGCGGCGAUCGCGGGGUUAAUGGUGCUCCCGGUAUGCCUCUGCAUUGGAGGCAUACCGGGAGCACCCGGUCAAGCUGCCCAGCACAUGUGCUCGCUCUGACCACAAGUCGGAGCGAGCACAUGUGCUCUGAAUACUUACCUACCGGCUCCCUGCACUUCCGGGUUCUGUGUGAAGUGCAGGGAGCCGGAUCAGUGCUGAUCCUGCCCCCUGCUGUUUAAAAAAAUAAAGUUUAUUUAAAGUGUCCCCCCCCUUACCCAUUUUAAUAAAAAAUUAACCCCUUCCCUGCCAAUUGUUCACUGACUACAGUGAUCAAUUGGCAGGGAUUACAUUUUACUAUGAUCUGAUUUUUUUUUUUAACCCCUGAGGGUUAAUUCUUUUUUUUUUAACCCUCAGGGGUUAAAUUAAUUAAAUUAAUUAAUUAAAUUAUUUUUAAAUUAUAUAUUUAGAUAGCUGGGGUAGGUGGAAGUUAGUGGGGAAUUGGGGGAUUUGGCGUUAGGCUAACUAGGGGUUAACGUUAAAAAAAAGUUUUAAAAGAAACUUUAAAAAGUUAAAAAUUAAGCUUAAAAAAAUGUUUUAAUAACAUUUAAGUAAUAAAAACAAAAAAACACACUUUACCUAGUCCAAAUAAAAAUUAACCCCUUCCCUGCCAGUCGAUCACUGCCUACAGCGAUCAAAUAGAGAUCACAGUAUUAUACUGUGAUCUAAUUUUUUUUAACCCCUGAGGAUUAACUUUUAUUUAUUUUUUUUAACCCUCAGGGGUUCAAUUUAUUUAAUUAAUUAAUUUAAAUAUUUUAUAACUAUAUAUUUUGCUAGCUGGGGUGGGUGGGAGUUAUGGGAAAAUGGGGAAUUUACUGUUAGUGCUGCGUACUGCUAGUUAGGGGUUAACAGUAAAAAAAAAUAGCUUAGAAAAAUGUUAAAUCUGUAAAAAAGUUUUAAGAAAGUUUAGGAAAGUUUAAAAAAAUUUAUAAGCAAAACAAAAGUUUAAAAACUAGUUUUUAAAAGUAAAAAAGUUAUAAAAAGUAAAAAAAUACAUUUUAAAAACGCUCAUUACCACUACACCUGGAACAAACUAGAGAAAAAAUUAUCCCACGCCAAGGUUCAAAAUAUGCCUUUUGAAUUACCCCAGGGUGUAUUCUUUAAUAAAUAGUAUGUGUUUGUGGGGAAGUUUCAAUAACCAACCGUCUAAACUAUUCCAAAUUGGAACAUGGACACAGCGUAAAACUUCAAAGUUAGAAAAAAACUGAAUGGCUGCGUCUCAAAUGCGCCCCUUCAACAUCCACAUAUACCUGGCAAAGGUACAUACGGGGGUAUUGCUGUACUCAGCCGACAUAGCUGAGCAACAUAUGAAGUAUUAUACAGUCAUAGUACACAUAAGGUUUGCAAAAUAUGCUGCGCAAACUCACUUUGUAUGUCAAAAAGGCAGAAAAAUGCUUAUUACCACUACACUUGGUACAAGCUAGCGGAAAAAUGAUCCCACGCUGAGGUUCAAAAUAUGCCUUUUUGAAAUACCCUGGGAUGUCUUCUUUAAGAAAUGGUAUGGCUUUAUGGGGAAUUUGGAUUAUAUAGCCUGGUAAAAUACUCUAAAAUGGGACAUAGGCACAGCAUAAAAAUUCAAAGUUUGAAAAAAACUGGAAUGGCUGUGUCCCAAAUGUGCCCCUCCGAUGUCCACACAUACCUGGCAAAGGUACAUACGGGGGUAUUGCUGUACUCAGCCGACAUAGCUGAGCAACAUAUGAAGUAUUAUACAGUCGUAGCACACAUAAGGUUUGCAAAAUAUACUGUGCAAACUCACUUUGUAUGUCAAAAAGGCAGAAAAAACGCUUAUUACCACUACAUCUGGUACAAGCUAGCGGAAAAAUGAUCCCACGCUAAGGUUCAAACUAUACCUUUUGAAACACCCUGGGGUGUCUACUUUAAGAAAUGGUAGGCCUUUGUGGGGUAGAUUGAAUUUAAAACCUGCGAAGAUGCUUGGAAAUUGCACAUAGGCCCAGCGUCAAAAUUCAAAGUUUGGUAAAAACGGAUAUGGCUUGGUCUCCUAUAUGGCACUGUAGCUUCACAAAAUAGUGACAAAGACAUUCAUUGGGGGUGUAUUUUUACUCAAAAGACUUAGCUGAGCAUAAUUUGGGAGGUUUGAACUUAGUGGCACAUAUGAAAUAUACAAAACGCCCAGCAAAAAUGCAAUCCGUAUGUAAAAAAUGCACAAAAUAAUUUUUUACCACAUACUUUGGCAUAUAUUGGUGAAAAAAUGGGGGUAUGUUAAGGCACAAUAUGCACCUUAUGAGAUACCCUGGAGUGUCUACUUUUACAAAUGGUAGGCCUUUGUGGGGGUUUUUGAACAGUCAAACUGUUAUAAUACCCCAAAUGGAAGCUAAGGCUCAUUAAAUCCAUCUCUCAAAAUUCUACUGUGAAUACUGUAAAGGACAGGUCUCCUAUAUGGCACUGUAGCUUCACGAAAUAGUGCCAAAGACAUUCAUAUGGGGUGUCAUUUUACUCAGAAGACUUAGCUGAGCAUAAUUUGGGGGUUUGAACUUAGUGGCACAUAUGAAAUAUACAAAACGCCCAGCAAAAAUGCAAUCCGUAUGUAAAAAAUGCACAAAAAUUUUUUUUACCACAUACUUUGGCAUAUAUUGGUGAAAAAAUGGGGGCAUGUUAAGGCACAAUAUGCACCUUAUAAGAUACCCUGGAGUGUCUACUUUUACAAAUGGUAGGCCUUUGUGGGGGUUUUUUGAACAGUCAAACUGUUAUAAUACCCCAAAUGGAAGCUAAGGCUCAUUAAAUUCAUCUCUCAAAAUUCUACUGUGAAUACUGAAAAGGACAGGUAUCCUGUAUGGCACUGUAACUUCACGAAAUAGUGCAAAAGACAUACAAUGGGGGUGUCAUUUUACUCAGCAGAUGUAACUGAACACAAAAUAAAACUUUGUACAGGAAUAGCACACACCAACUUUACAAAAUAUACACGAGAAUUUCUCUGUUAUAAGUUUGUGUGCCAAAAACCAAAAAGAACACAAUUUUACUCCAAUAUUUAGCAGAGGUUGGCGGUAAUAUGGCUACGUAGAAAGUGUCAAAACAACCUUAGGUAAAUAGCCCGUGAUGUCUACUUUAUAUAAAUAUAUACUUUUGUGUGGCAAUUUUGUUUUCUUUUAUGGCUAUUAAGCUUACAAGACAAACAUACCAAAUUCUAAAAUCGCUCCACAUUAAAAUUUUAUUUUACUCCUUGUGCUUUGUGACCUGUAACUACCAAAAAAACUUAAAAUCCCAGACACAUUAUAUAUUCUGUAAAUCAGAACAAAUAAAUAAAUUUAUUUUUAAUUACUUUCCUUAACCUGCACUAAUUAUGCACACAUUAUUAUUGCAAAAACUGUAAAAAAAAACAAUAUUUUUCAUUUUUUUUGCAUUUUUCUGUAUUUUUUUUAUAAUAAGUAAGCAUUUAUAUAUAUAUAUGUUAUAUCAAAUUAAAGCCCUUUCUGUCCUUUAAAAAACAGUAUAUAAUAUGUGUCGGUGCAAUAAAUGAGAGAGAUGCAAAUUGCAGUUGAACGCAAACAGCAAGAAAAUGCAAAAAUUGCUUGUGUCAUUAAGCGUAAGUCAAGCUUCUGAAGCUGUGUCCUUAAGGGGUUAAGCUGAAGUUGUUUAGGUGACUAUAGUGUCCCUUUAAAGAAUGUUCAUAUUUCUGUUGGUAAAACAGCUGGUGACUACUGUAAGUUUGACCUGUAUUAUAAAUGACCAGGUGUUGAUAUCCACUGCAUAGAACUGCAGACUGGUCUGUGAAAUACAGCAGGACAUUGCAUAUCCCUGGAGAGGUUCUAUAGGUGAGAGGUAGGUGUGCAAACUGUCUACAGAUGCAGAGCAGAGAGAGUGAAACGUCUUGUAUUUCAAGGGAAAUAUAGUUCCUAAAUAUCUUGAGCUCCAGUAUUAGCCUUCACUGUUUUACUUGGUGAUAUUUUAGGAAAUUCGCUGUAUUCCUGCCAAACUGUGAUUCAUCGCGUCGCUGGGAACAUGGUAAACUGAAAACCGGUUCUAUAUUCAGAGCACUGCGUGUCUCUGACAUGGAAAGAGUUAAAUAAGCCUUAAAUGGCUCCGUUAUCCCACCAGCCUCCCUUCGGUAAGGGAGGCAGGUUUUCUGUCUUAUUUACCCAUACUGUAGCUUUGUUAAAUGGACCAAAACCUGAUGUGAUGUUUUUGUAGAAUUUAAAAGUAUUUAACAGGCUGGCAACAUUCUUUGCUACUGUCAGAAUAGACCAGGGGUAGGCAACCUUUUAGCAGCACUGUGCCGAAAUAAGAUUAUGGCCCAUAGCAUGCCGGUCCUAUUUUUUUAAAUUGAGGUGUGUAUGUUGCCGUAUUGUGCUUGUUAUUUAUACUGCAGUUGCUUUGUAUCAUUGUAUUUGUGCAUGUAUGAGCUAUUAUAUUGUAUAUGUUGAUGAGUAGUUUGUGGCAUUGUGUAAAUAAACCUAUGAAUGUGGGCUGUGCAUGGGGGCUGCUUGUAGAAUUGUGUGGAUGGAUAUGUCACAUUGUAUGUUUGGUAGUGUGUGUAUGUGAGGGGCUGUUUGGGGUAUUGCAUGUGAGAGGCUGCAUGUGGGGUUGUGUGCAUGCAUGUUGAUUGUCAGUGGUGUUGAGUUUGUGCGAAUUGCGUUUUGUGUUUGUGUAUGGGCUGUUCGUAUUAUUAUUUGUAUGAGGGGAGGGUUAUUCUGCAUAUCUGUGUAUAUCUAACAGUGCGGGUGGCUUCCCUGUGUUCCAGUGGAGACCAGGCUGGCCAGGUACAGCUCAAGGACAGGAGCUGCAACAACAGCUGUGGGGUGCUCUAUUACAAUGUGGAUUCUCAUUCACAAGUGCUGGUUGGAAGUGAUCUGAGAUCCCCUCUAUGUGGUGCAAUACAUAAAUUGAGGACUGUCCUUCAACAGCUUUUCGUAUUAGCAGAAAUCUGAAGUUUCACUCGCACUCCUGAUAGGCCAGAGCCUGUUUGGCUCUAGCAGCCUUGAGUGCCGUGCAUGGCACUAGUGCCGUAGGUUGCCUACCCCUGGUGUAGACCCUCGAGCAGCAUCGAAGGCCCUGCAUAUUGAGAUUCAGCAGCUUUUAUAGCCUGGUUGGCGUCAGACUCAUUAUAUGCGUUUUGUGCACUUAAUAUUGUAUGCUGUAAGUUUUACUUCUAUGAUAUAUUCCCCACUGGGUAUAUAAUGUAUCCUGUGUGUUGCACCUCACCUCUUGUAUGGUGUAUGUCUCUCUCUGGCAAACGCAUUGUGUAUGUAUAUAUAAUACCUCUUGAACAUUGUAUGGAUGAAUAAGCUUCCAGAUAUUGUUACAGGAUGUGUGCGAGGCUGGAUGUGUUUUCAAAUGCUAGAUCUCUCAUUGUGAUAUCCUGUUUGUGGCGUGAAGGCCACAGCUUUUGUAGCACUGCAAAGGAAUUCCAGUGAGUUCUUAGUCAUUCAGUAAUUUCUCAAACUCCCAAAGAGCAGGUAGAGAGUUGUCUCAUGUGAAAUCCUGUGCGGUCUUUCUCCCUGAUCUCUCCAAAUAAUGCUCUGUUUGUGUUUUAUCAAUAUUCUAAGCUUCUAUUAGCUCACCCCCUCUAGGUUGUUUAUACAAACUGUGUGCCUUGUCUCAGAGCUGGGGUACUUUUUCCAAAAAACAAACUCCAGGCACUGUUCAUUCGGAUAUUUUUCCUCGUAACAUCUGUGGAUAUAUAUAUGGAUAUUGCAUAUUAGUUUAUUUGGAAAUUUACUUAAAGGGUUAUUUCAAGCAUCGUAACCACAACCGCCCGCUAUACUGGUUAUGAUUCUAUUAGUACCCUGGCCCUGUUUCCCAGUAGUGGGGCAAAGCGUUUUGCAACAGUUUGCCCUUUUCCCUGGUCCUACCGGGCACCUGGUCUUCUUUAAGACUGACUAUGACGUCGGGGGCGGGGCCGGACCGCCAUGCUGAGCGGUCGCACGAUCGUGCAGCUCCUGCAAUCUCUCCCAGUUUUAACACUAAAACUCGACUUUACACUUACCUAACGACUGACAACAGCUACCCAGUGCAAGAAGCCACCCUGGUUACGAGGAGAGGCCUGCUGCAAAGUUCUAGUCCCUCGGAGGGGCGCUCUCCCCGUCACCCACGAUGGGGACCGCUUGGGCGGUGAGCGGGGUGGACGGCCGCUGCCCAGCUAUCCUGCCCACCAGCGGUGAAGACGAAGCAUGAGGCUAGGGGGGUCCGGCCCUGUUUCCCCCCCCCUUUGGACCGGCGGAGGUGAUCCCGGUCCCCACCCUGGGCCUGCCGACAUGCGGAUGAACCAGCACUCCAGGCUGCUACAAAGCUACCCCAAAACGCAGAGUCCGCAACCAAAAUGGCGGAGACCACAUGGCGAGCUACCCAAGCAUGAAGUAAGAAACACGUCCCCACUGUACGCCGCCGGCAAGCCAACAUGGGAAGCAAAGAAACAGGCAGGCACCCUGGGACAAGCUGAACCGUGGUGGAGAAGCAGGAGCCGCUUUGUACCUCCGCAGGCAUCAUCACAAACAGCGGGUGGAGACCGGCGCCUGCAAGCGACCACCCGCACACAGCCAGGCACACUCACGGUGAGAGACGGAGCCUCGGCGACGGAGCCACAUACGCUGACCCUCUCGGACAGCCGCGCAGAAGCGGGAACACGCGACCGACAGCACGCGACCACAAGAUCGCACUGGAAAACAACAUGGCGGCGGGGAGCUGUCUCCUGCCCGAGGCAGGCGCUGGAUUGCACCGCAGGCACACCACAGGGGGACUAGCACACUGACACUCGGCUGGACUGCAACUGACACGGCGGUUCCCGGGUUCCUGUGCCUUUGUACUGCAUGGACGGGUCUCAAGCCACACAGCCAAGGACUUUCAUCUUGCUGAAGUGGGCCUGGGGGGGUAAAAAUAAAUUAAACACUCACGCAUUUUUGAUGGUUUAAUCCGUGCAUAUGUAACCCAUUGACAUGCUCACUAUGUUGCAUAAAUUUACCUACUUUAAAAUUUACUCUGUUGUCUAGACAGCUAAUCCUCUAAUAUUUAAAAAUGUGACACGCCAGAAUAGCCUGUAACUCUAGCACAGCCUAUUCACUACUAUGUGCCUAGCUUGUUGCCUGUAUCCUAGUAUAGGCCUAUGCAGAACCAGUAAGAAUGCCACAUAGAAUGAUAUUCCAGAAUGCAUACCUUACUAAGCAAAGUGCCCUACUAGACUCAGGGAAUGAAAAGCGUCUACUAUACUCAUGUUAAAUUGUAUGUACUGUUGAUUUCUACAACUAUGUACCGUCUGGUAGAGCUGCAUUUGGAUGCCCUUCUGGAUUAAUUUGUCAAGCAACCUCUAUGUCUUAAAUUGUUUUAGAUUACUGUCACGGCAAUAUUACUACAAUCUGAUGUGCAAUUAGUUGAAGUUAAACGCAAUUUUAACCAAGCAUGUUAUACCAUAAAGUGACACCUAUUAGCUUGUUAUCUUUACGUAACAAAAAAAAAAAAAAAAAGUGCAUGGUCUAUCUACCCCCCGCUGUAACUAAUGCCUAGAUAUUAACAUAUGGAAUGCCGUUGGGGUACCAUAUGUAUGCCUGUAACCACUAUACGCACUGCAAAAAUAAAGAAUUAAAAAAAAAAAAAAAAAAAGACUGACUAUGACGUGCAUCUGUCUACAGAGCCCGAUAUCAAUCUUCCAUCCAUUCGUUGGCUGAGAGCAUCAGCUGACCCCUCUCAGCCAAUGAUUGCAAUUCUCUGCAUAGGAAUAUGCACAGAAUUGACAUUUGUCAGCCUGUAACUCUAGUUCCGAUGACACCCCAGUGACACUGCCGGAAGUGGAGUUACACCUCCAGCAGUAGAGGCGUUAAUCUCUGUAUGUGCAGUGUUUCGAAGAGGCACCAUAACCCCUUCAAAUCUCUGAAGUGGUAAUGGUGCUUGGAGUAGCCCUUUAAAUCUAAGGGUAAGAUUUUGUUUUGAUGUUGGAUAGAGAUUUCCAGCCAUAGACACUAGAGCCUUCAACUGAUGAGCCUCAGAGAGUCAAACAUUAACACAGCAAGAUAUUAGUCAUUCUAACUUCUAAUCUUUGUAUUGUUCGCCAAAAACACUUAACAAGCUGUUGCAUGCCUUUAAAACACAUGAGGAUCAGCUAGCAAAAUAAUAUUUCCAUGUUGUUCCUUGUUAUACAUAAGAACUUUGUGUUUUUUGUAAUCUUUGAUUAUGGUAUGUGGCUUGGAUAUUUCUUUCUAAUGAGGUCUCAAACCCUAAUUACUAUCAAGAUAUGUUUUUGUUUUUUUUGUAAAUCUGUUUUUAUUGAAGAUUUUGACAGUAGAAACAUAUAACAGUAGGGUAUAGCAGGUGGGACAUGCAGGUCACCGACAUAUCAAGAUCAUGAGCAUUACGUUUGUGUGACAUGGGUUCUCGUGAGGUUCUCAUGGGUAGCUUGUGUGUCUCUCUAAUUGUUUUAGCCUGAGGCCUCUGCAUGUAGAUUUCCACGUGACCUCUUUCCACUUCUGUAGGUGUUAUGCAGUUUGUCACCUUUUCACUGGACUGAUUUCAUGCAUUUGCCUAUAUUUCGGGCCUAAGGCCUCUCCCAUGUAUAUUUGGUGCUGCGUCAACCCCGGUAAGACGGGUCCUAUUCUGUCUUGUUGGUUGUGUUCGACCGUUGACUCUAGUUCGGGUAUGGUUGUUGUCUUCAUUUUAGGUAAGGUGAGGUGAAGUGUUGUGUGAGUGGUGUUGUGUGUGAUUAGUAGUGUUGUGGCUGUGUUUAUGACAUUGACCUUUCCGUGUUCCGUGUGUUAUGAAGAUAUGUUAAUAUUAAGAAGGCAAACAGGAACUUCUAUUAUUCUGGAAAAAAAUUUGUUCCUUAUUAAAUGAAUGUGCCCAAAGACAAGCAUCUAUCUCAAAAUAUCCAUUUAUAGGAAAAACGGUUAAUCCUGAAGAUUUUAGAUUUUACUUUUCGAACUUUAACCUGUGAAUUGGGAAGUCCUCCUAGAGAUACCGGCGUGCUUGUAAGGUGUUACACAUCUUAGAUUAUAGCAGAAUUUUGGAAUCUCUUUUUGCCUUUUUUUGGUACAGAAGAAGAGGUGCCUCAGGUUCUCUCCUCUGCACCAGAAGAUCAGUAAAGAUAGAGUGGGCUAACACACAGCUAUUAAGAGCUUUACUUUGGAAUAUUCCAACUUGGAUGCAUUACAGAGAGUACCGUCAACAGUCAGUGGUGCACGCAGUUCUUUUUAUUUAGGACUUAUGGUCAGUCUGAGAAAACCUAAUCUUCCCACAGAGAGUAACUAGAAUCCCUGGUCCAAUGAAUACAGGUUUUGGCAAGAGCAAAUUUGGAAAGCCUGGGAAAAAUUCCUUACACAAAAUCCAGCGCACUCACUUAUCCACUAAACAGCAACUUCAAUGUGGACAGAUUUUAUUAGUUAGUUUUUAAAAACACAUUAUAAAAUCUGUCAACAUUAAAGUUGCUGUUUAGUGGAUAAGUGAGUGCGCUGGAUCUUGUCUAUUGUAUAAAUUGGCCCCCAGCAGCACCCCAUUUAUGCAAGUCCAGGCGAGUGCAGCCCCCUGGUUUCAUGGAAAAAUUUCCUUGUGAUGUAUCAUGGCAGACUGCUAAAGCAGACGUUCUAUCCAGCUAGGAGUUUGGAUACACAACUAGUCAUCCCGAAGACCUGAAGUACCCCACUAUUUUCUCCUCAAUAAAGAGAUGCCGAUAUUGUGAUGGCCUCUCAGUCUCACUGCCUAUUCUAUAUGGUUUGUACAUUAAUUGUUUAGGUGCCUUUUAGAAGGAAGAUCUGGAGUGCUUAAGGUUUGCCAAUAAUCACCCCGCUGUCUAUUGCACUCAUCAUCUUUGACUUUUUCAAACUGAUUGCCUAGCACAGGAGUCUAUCUGGGAAGACAACCUGACAGGCUUAUUUACUAAAGUGAGUGAAAUUGUAGAGAAUUCUACGUGAAUUUCACAUUUUUAAGGUCAAAGUAGCGAAACUGUAAAAACUCUCAAAGUCACCUUUUCUUGCAGUUCGGCUACUUUUCAUAGUUACAUAGCUGAAAAAAGACCUGGAUCCAUCAAGUUCAGCCUUCAUCACAUUUGUUUUUUGCUGUUGAUCCAAAAGAAGGGCAAAAAAAAAAAAACCCAGUUUGAAGCACCUCCAGUUUUGCAAAAAAUUCCUUCUAGACCCCAGAAUGGCAGUCAGAUUUAUCCUUGGAUCAAGAAGCUAUUACCCUACAUUGAAAAAUUAUAUAAUUGAAUAUUAUGUUUUUGCAAGUAUGCAUCUAGUAGCUGUUUGAACAUCUGUAUGGACUCUGAUAAAACAACUUCUUCAGGCAGAGAAUUCCAUAUCCUUAUUGUUCUUACUGUAAAAAAACAUUUUCUUUGCCUUAGACAAAAUCCUCUUUCUUCCAGUCUAAAUGCAUGACCUCGUGUCCUAUGUAAAAUCCAGUUUGUGAAUAGAUUUCCACACAAUGGUUUGAAUUGGCCCCGGAUAUAUUUGUAUAAUGUUAUCAUAUCCCCUCUCAGGCGAUGUUUUUCUAAACCAAAGAAAAACCUGAUUCCUGACUAAUCUCUCUUUAGUACUGCCACUGUUAAAUAAGGCAGCAUCCUUCGGACAUGUGUCCUAAAUCAUCUAGAGAAAGGUUUCUGUUUUUGUAAGGCUCUUCACAUUAUGCCUGUAGAAUAUUCUACAAUACAAGUUCUGUGUUUCCCUCAAGCCAGUUUAUGAGCCUGGCCAUAAUCAGCUACUCUUUGAGUUUGGAUUUCAGCAUUUAGUAUUCAGUGGAAUUAGGCCUUAUCUUAUCUAGAUCUGAUUAAAUGAGUCAUAAAGUGGACAAGAUUCCUCCCAAGUGUAGUGUUUGAGUUUCACAAAUGGAUUUGAACUUGGGUUUUAUAACCAGUAAUGAUAGCGCCACUUGAACUUUGGAUGAUGGGCCAAUGUAUAUAUAUCUUCGACCACAGCAUUUUUAUAUUUUUUGUGGCUAUCACUUAAACACAACCUGUUGGAGAUCCAGGUUCCAUACAUCAAUUCUGUCAAAAUUCUAAGAAUGAUGAAGAAAAAAGGUCUACACGUCACAUCAAGAGAUUUAACUGUAAACGGUGUCUUGUGUCCAUCAUAGCAGACUUUUGAACUUCUGAGGUAGUAAGGAAAGGAUGACCCUAUCCAGGUGAACUGUUUCUUGAUUUGUCAUGUAUGCUAUGAAUAUUGCUUGCUGGCAAACUGGAUGAGGCACAUUCCUGCAGAAUUUGCAGCAUCUCAGGCCAAGAGGAUAGAACAUUGACCUGGCCACCUUGAGGAGUAGGAAUGUGGACCUACUGUCAGCCUGUAACUCAAGUUCCGAUGACACCCCAAUGACACUGCCGGAAGUGGAGUUACACAUCCACAGAUGCAUUUUGGUGCUUAAAUGCCCUGUGUUCUCAAAUCUCACCUCCAUGUCAGUUGCAAUUCCUGCCUAUUCUCGUCAUCUUAUUCUUCUACCCCAUUACCACAUUUUGCUGUUAUUCUCACUUUUCCGGGCUAUUUAAUCCAUUUUCUUCUCCACCGCUGCCCUUGACCUUUUUAACAAUUAUUCUCCCCAUCCCUUUACAGCAUUUUCUCAACAUCUGUCUAAAAUUUCAAUAUACCUCAAGAUUUCCUCACCAACCCGUCAAAUCCUCUUACUCUCCAGCCUUUUUUCGCUCCCUCCUAGCCUUUGCAAUUCAUCUCCAGUCAAAACUAAUGUCUAUACGUUGCUCCCAGCCCAUUUCCCCGUAUCUCUUUCGCCCACAUUGCUUACUAGAUAAGGCAGGCCAGCUAGUGUCGUGGUUAGUGUAUAAACAGGCUAUCACAUUUACAGUGUCAUUUAUUAACAACACUCCACAAACCUUUCACAUACAAGUCAUAACAGGGCCUUAUUUAUAACCCUUUUGCAAUGGACUGCCCUGCCUUUGUGCUCUAAUACAAUAAGAGUGUGUCUAUUCUUCUCCUGCAAGUGUCGUGUUAUUGUCACCUUUUUGCAGACAGGGUGUCAGGACAGUGGGACAGGGAUGCAGGUGACGGCACUCUGUAUGUAGUUCUACAGAUGUGACAUGCCAAUUUUACAAGUCAGAUAAUUGCAUGUGAAUGCUGCAGGACAAGUUCUGUAUUAUGGUUUCCUGCUAUUACUCAUAGAAAGCACAUCUUUUAUAUUAGUGUCACUCAUCCUGGAGGACACGGAUCGGUGUGCUGUGCAUAGGAACACAGUUUCUGUACUUUUGGGAAUCCAUUUUCAGUGUUUUUUGUUUGUUUUUUCCAUUUCUUGUUGCAAUUUGUCACUUUACCCCCUUUGUAUAAAUCUGUUUUCUUUUACUUCUGAUCAGUGACUGUCACUCUGAUUAUCUCUCUGACCCUCUCACUGUGUUCUGCCAUCAAUACGUCAUCUUUGUACCUCCUCGCUCUCUCUCUGUCUCUCACUCCCUUCCUAAUCACAGCUGUCUCUCACCUGUCUUCUUUUUCCUCCUUGUUAAUCACACCACAUCUCUCCCCCUUUUUUCCUCCCACUCUUUCUCUCUCUCUCUCUCUCUCUCUCUCUGUGUUUUGAUCACUGCCACCCUCUCUCUAUGCCAUUGCCCUCCAGUUUCUCUGGGCGCCCCUGGAUCUAGCCCAGAGUAAGCAGUGUGAGAUCAGGCUUGGGUGGCACACAUGGGGAGCUCGGCAUCUUCCCUGGCAGCAGAGGGACAGUCAAACCAUGGCUUCGUGGGUACUGCAUACUCUGGGCACAGCCUGCCAGGCUGGCAUGGGACUGUUCCCCCGGGAACUCUAUGGCCAGGCACCAUUCUCCCUUUGUACAGAAUACACAGGUAAGAAAGUUGCUGUGUUCAGGCUUUGCUGCUGUGUCUGUGCUCAGUACCUCUGCAAGUUCUCAUGCAAAUCAAAUAGUUCUGUUUUCCGUUACAUUGUGUCCCUAUUAACCCUGCGCUGGUUUGAUUGAUAUGUGUAGUGUUUUUUUUUAUUUUAUUUUUUACUUUGUUCAAAUUAACCAGUAUGUUUGUAGAUGUUAACACGUUAGCACCCUCAUUUGCUCCAUUUCCUUAACUCAUCUAUACGACGGUGUGUGUUGACACUGCCCUGGUAAUGUGAGGACUAAGGUUGGUGGGAUGUCAUGCUAAAAGGUGUCUGGGAAGAGACUGCUAGCACCCCAUGUAAUAUAUGUUUAUCCUGGAUUGUCCUGGACAUGGUAGUUACUGUGAUAACUCACAGGGCAGCUGUGUGUGUAAAUAGUUGGUUUGUAAACUAUUGACAGUGUGACUGGUCAAGGAGCAAUACAGAUCAUUGUUUUUAGCUAUAGGAAGUCUUUCUCAAUCAAUACUUUAUUUUCUUGUUUUUGUGUGAGAGGAUGCCAUUUAUACUUCCCAUUCCACGACGGAACCACUGCAAUCUACUAUAAUAAUGAAGUUAAGUGAUAGAUCUCCAUGCCCUGACUGUAUUCUGUUUGUUUUUUAAGGUUUUCAGUAGCAAGUGGAAUUAUUUUCUCUUUUUUUGUACUUGGUCCCAGGACCGUAUUCCUGUGUAAAAUACUUUCUAACAGUCUUCCUAUCCCAGCAGUGUCAUUGAUUUUGCCCAGUUUUGCUAAGAUAACGGAAAUUUUGCAAUCCACACUUGUUAUAUAUAUAUAAGUACUGCAAUUUAUAUAGAUAUUCAUUAUAUAUUUCUUUAUAUUAUGAGCCUUCCUGUGGCAAAGAGCUGCUAAUUCAAACUAGAGCUGACAUUGAAAGGGAAGGGCGUAACAGAAUUGUGUGCCAGUUUCAUUGUUUCUCUGGAAUAUUUGCCCCCAGGGGCCAGUGCCUACUGCCUGUUCUGUAGGUAAGCCCACUGCUCCAGAAAUAUGAUUAGACUGCAACUGUAGCAGAGAGAGGAAAAACUACUUGGGAGCGGAGCUACUGGCUGGGGUUUAACCCUCUCUCACUCACCCGUCUCUCACCAGCCUGUAAUCUCCUGAGAUCAGAUCUGCUUACACUGAGCUCUAAAUUUGCUUACGUUAGAAGAAAGUUAUACUAAAGCCCCAAACACACAUUCGACAGGUGCGUUCCUGUCACGGGCCGGCUACAGCUGACACAGCUAUGACAGUAGCGUGGCAGAGACAUCUGUUCCCCUUUAGGAGCACAGGCUAGUAACUGUGCUGGCAUGUUAAAAUGACUUUUGAACACACACAUAAUUAACCUUUUUGGGUGCCAGAGGUCUGCCCAGCGCGUCUUAUGUGUUGAGCCAUCCUCUGCCACCUAAAGGACUCAUUUCCAGGUACUGUGAUUCCUGUGCUCUACUUAAAAAUAUAAAGGAUGCAGAGCACCAUGGCUACUGAAUCAGUACUUUAAAACGGCACUACAGACCACUAAACCACUUUAGCUUUUUGUGUGAAGUGUUUUGGAAAAAGUGCAGAUUUCAAUAGAAAUGUACAUUUUUAUAAAUUAUACUGGUUACACCCCCCUGGCUUUUCAAUCAGACUUCAGUGCUGUUACUUCCUGGUUUGGUUGGUUUAGUGAAGCUAAAUUCAAGAGGCAGCAAUUGCCCAGAGCACCUGCUUUGCAAAGACUUCUCAUUGGGCUGCAUUGGGAAGUAUGUGAUUGGACAGACACAUGAUGUCUAGGUGGGGUUAGAAGGGUUAUAAAGGCUGCAGACAAGAGAUCUGCAGUUUUUGCAAGCUGUUUUUAGAUCAUUCCAAUGAAAAAUGCAUAAUAAAAUGCAUACAAGUUUCCAUUCGUGGUACAUCUACUAACCAGUGAUUUUUAUUUAUUUUGUAUUUGGGCAGUGGAGUGUCCCUUUAAGGCCUCUUUAAUUUGUAUGCCCACGAUGCACAUUGCAGAACGAGGUGAAAUCCGGUCAGACAGAAUAGUAACUAGUAGGUACAAAUAAACAGCACUGCUGAUUCAUUAAAACACAUGCAGACAUUUUGGCAAUAUCAUAUCUCACUAGAAGGCCAAUUAAAAAGUUCUUUGCGGGGGUGGGGUUAAAUUCUUGGGUCGCACCCAAGUCGUGUGAUGCCACAUUUACCAUGUCACUUUGUAAGCACCGCAAACCCGAGCUGCUCCCUUUUUUUUUUUUUUAUCUGGGUGAUAAAUGUUUGCCGAAGUAGAAAUUCUCAUUCCACCCUCAUGGCUGUUCUUUUUAUGUUUACCUACCGUAACUAGGCAGCUAAUGUUCAACUGGCAGUCAGCCUCGAAGGUUUCACAGAGAUCUGUAGACAUUUCCUUAACUCGGUGUUUGGUGUGUGUUUGGGAGUGUGUGUGUAUUGCAUAUUUAUGUCUAUAGAAUAAUACUGGGUGUUAUAUCUCCCCUGUAUUGUUAUGAUUUGUCUAUUUGACACUCCCAAUAUCAUUGUGUGUGUACCCCAUACAUUCAGAAGGCUGGGACGCAAACAAAACUUCAUAUCAGUGGUGCAUUGAAAGAAUUGCAGUAUCUUGAAAUAUUGCUUGUCACUGGACAGAAUUUUGGAAUGACAAACAUUUUGUGAAAUUUUGCAUUUAUCAAAGAACGCAUAAAAUGCGAUACCAAAUGCAAAUUUCUGUUGCCAUGACUAGACUUGAUUUACUGAUCACCACUGGAAGGCAUCAAUUACUAUGCAUUAACCUACUUAUUAUCAUUCUUGGUAUUUGUAUAGCGCUAACCUAUUCCCCAGCGCUUUACAAUAUUCUAAAAGGGGCAAAUUUAACAUUAAAUGAGACAAUUACAAAAUGUUACAGGAACAACAGGUUGAUGAGAACCCUGCUUAAAUGAGCUUACAAUCUACAGGGUUUUGUAGAAUGUGCCCACAUACAUUUGUGUUUAUUCAUUAGACCCCAGUUGUCGUAAAUUGGAAAAUGGAGGCUAAAGUAGCCAAGCAGUUUGGCUGAGUUAGAUUUGCAAUUCAGUUUUCAAUUUGCUACAAUUUAGUGACUAUUCAGUAAACCCCCAAUGUUUAUUCUGAGUCUUUAGAUUGCUGAAGUGCUUUAUGUGUCAGGAGCAGUUAAUAGAAGUGCUGGUUUCGAUUGGAAAUUAUAAAUAAUUGCAGAAACACCUCCAAGGCUGUCACUCCACCAGGUUGGUUAUCUUCCCGAUUUCAUUAGCUCCACAGAGCUAAUGGAAGUGGCGAGUGUGUUCUGUUAGAGUGCGCCUGCCUUCUCUCCCAAGUUACAGCAAGCCUGUGUGUGCCUGUGCAUGCACGUCAAACAGAGCUCCUUUUUCCUUGGAGUCCCUAGCUCUCAGGUUCCGAAAUAUAUUAAAUUGUUACAAAAUCAAUUGGAGUUUAAGAUCCCUAAAACCAGCACAUCUGUGACUGUAGAAUUUGUGAACUUUAAUAAUAAUUUUAGUUGAUAAUGACAAACGUAAUUGUUUUUGUAAUUUGUAAAGAUUUUUUUAUUUUACAUUCCAGUUUCUAUAUCACGUUACUGGAAUUGUUGGGAAGGGGCACGUGUUACUAUUUAUUGGGUGCCAACCUACCCCCCAGUAUUAAAUGGAGGGUGUAUAUUUGGAACCAGUUAUAUAGAAAAAAAAACAUUUGGUGUUACUAUUAUAGCACUGAUGGCUAACUCCCUGCAGAUGUUACAAGUUUCAAAGUGAUGCCCAGGUAACGUAAAACAUAAAAUGUGGUUUAUAUCUGGAGUGUCAAGGUUAGCCCUCCCUGGCCUACACGUGAAGUCCCGCUCUUAUAUUGGGUGAAAGUUAAUUUUAAUCUCCAUUUCUGUCCGUGCUUCUCUUGCUGUCUGCUUUGCUGUCUUCUUGUUAGUUUUGCUCAAACUUGCAGUAUCAUGUCCUCCUCUGCUUCCCUUUAUCUCCCUCCGCUUUCUUUCUCCAGUUUCCUGCUUUUCACUCUUUACCCACUUUCAUCCUUUUUUUCCCCCCCUUAUUCAUUCUAUUAUUCACACCUUAUUUGUUUGUUUUCCAGGCUUCCGGUCCCCAUGGAUGCUGCCUCUUCUAG
Molecule: messenger RNA, 38621 nt
Organism: Pelobates cultripes (western spadefoot toad)
Lineage: Eukaryota; Metazoa; Chordata; Amphibia; Anura; Pelobatidae
Source: the annotation of a GenBank genome assembly